Messenger RNA from Trichoderma harzianum CBS 226.95, 1860 nucleotides. RefSeq lists its product as hypothetical. NCBI's taxonomy places the organism in Eukaryota, Fungi, Ascomycota, Sordariomycetes, Hypocreales, Hypocreaceae. The transcript has a single exon. The record is from RefSeq and is a predicted model, not a curated record. Bases 368 to 1630 code for a protein of 420 amino acids. Gene Ontology annotation, biological process: transcription by RNA polymerase II. Gene Ontology annotation, cellular component: nucleus.
AAACAGGUACCUUGUUUGGCAGCGCUGAUCUACAGAGGGAUACAGCGCAAGUUAAAUUAAAAUCAAUCCGCAACUAACCACGCGUGGAUCCACGCAUUCCAUGUCACCCUGCAGAUUGUAACAGAAUGCGUGCGCUGUGCAGAGCGCUCCGUGCGAAUCGUGCUGCCAAGGCACUCUUUGUUAAUGACCUUCUAACUGUAGUGAGUGAGCUUUGUUGGUUUGCGGACAUGUGCUUAUCGAUAUGGAUGGGGCAGGCUACCUAAAGCUUCCAUCAUCGCCCCACCAUCUUUUUUCUUGAAUCCCAACUCUUACCAAGCAGCAGCAGAUCAAAGUAGGAGACAUCUGUACAGCUGCGCCCAUCGACAACAUGGAUCCCACGCUUCUCAUUGGUGACAUUGUCGAACGAAGCGAAAAGGGAUCGAAACCGGUCGAGUUCCCUUCGGGCCCCAUCUCAUCGACCGGGUUUCCCCAACACAAGCGACGAUGGAAACCCUCAGCGUUCAAGCAGCAGCGAAAUGGCGGUGCGUCGCAGUCUGGGCAACUACAGGAGCCGAACCAGUCACAGAGCUUCGAAGAGGUCGAGCGAAAGCGAAUAGAUAGAGAAAAUCAGCAAAAGAUCAACGACAUGACUCCCCAAGAGAUAUCGCAGGCGCAGGAGGACAUAAUGAAGGGAUUGAACCCUGCGCUCAUCCAACGCCUGCUUCAAAGAGCCAACAUUGACGAGCCUGAUCCAAACUCGCCGUUUAAUAUACCUGAGCCGCAAGAACCACAAGAAGCUUCAUCUUCAUCGCCUGUGAUUCCGAAGGUUCGCUUUCAAGACGAGCCAAAAGCGGCCACUGUUGAGGACGAGACUGCAGAUGUCGUCGAACCAAAACCAGAGCCUAAAUCAAAAUCUCCUUCUCCUGCUACUGCUGCCGCCGCCGCCCAGACAAAGUCAACUAAGAAAAUCGCUGAUAACUACGAUGAAGAUCGGGAGCCAUCACAAAUCCCGCCAGACCUCUUCCCAAUUACCGACCUUCCGAAAUCAACACACUUCCCUGUUCCCCCGAGCCUCCCGGACCUAGACCCUUCGGAUCCCAAUUUCCUUGCCACGCUGCACGAAAAAUACUUUCCCAAUCUCCCUGCCGAUCCGAGCAAGCUGGCUUGGAUGGCGCCUGUUCCCACCCAAGAUAGUCCCGCCGAUAAAGACUCGCCAUACUAUCCCCAUCCCGAGAUCAGUGUUUCCGCAUUGCGCUUCGAUUUCCGAGGUCGUUUCUUGUCACCGCGUGUGAGCCGGUCGAUUCCCUCGUCCAAAGGACUGCAUCAUCACGGAGAAGCCCCCGAGGCUGCUGGCUACACGAUCACAGAGCUCGCUAGACUGGCAAGAAGCGCUGUGCCGGCGCAGCGCUGCAUAGCGUUUCAAACUCUAGGCCGCAUCUUGUAUCGUCUGGGGCGCGGCGAAUGGGGAACGACUCUGAAUCAUCCAAUUGCAAUGGGAAUUUGGAGUGCUGUCAAGGAGGGCCGGGUGCUAGAGAGUCUGGCUGAGGCAAGCAUGGGCGAGGGCGGGCACAGGGGCAGCAGGGCGUAUGCCGUGGAAGCCCUCUGGCUGUUCGAGAAGGGUGGAUGGCGCGAGAAGCUGCAAGUGAGGUAAGGCAAAAGCAUCUUGGGCAGUGAAGAAAAGAAGCAGGCUUGUUACCGUUGAUACCGCCAAUGUAGGCACAAUUCCUUUUUAGCAUACCCAUGCAUCUUGAACAUGAGCUAGCGCUUAUUUAACUGCUACAUGUUAUCACCAAGAUAAGAGAGACGUAGACUACAUAUGGGCAACGUGACAAUUCUGCCUUAGACGGCUUAUAUGCAAGCCAUUGAGAGGUUCAAAUGCUA